CAGCUCAUUAUUCGACCUUCCCUAAAACCCUCGCCGCCCAGUUCCGUCCCCGCGCCGUCGCCGUCGGCCAGAAGAAACCUCGCCGAUGUCUCUGGCCCGCCUCGGCCAGUCGCUAAUCCGCCGUCUCCACCGGCCUCUCCACCUGCCUCCGCCGCCGCCCACGGAUCACCAUGCCGCCGUUUCCCGAUCCUUGGCUUUGAGCCAAGCGAAUAGAUGCUUAAGAGGUUUUGCGAGCUUAACAUACAAUCCUGGCAGCACGAUUGCUGGCAAGUUUGGAGGGCCGUCGCCUGUCCAUGCUGUGCAGCUGCAGGUUCUGGAGCGUGUAGUCCAGCUAAAUCAUGCAAGGCCAAUGUCGUCGGCAGCGCCGGCACCAGCAGGGUCAACGUCAUCAGGACCACCGGAAACAUCGCCGUCAGUGUCGAAAGGUGUUCCUGUGGGCGCUCGGAAGGUUGGUAUGAAAGUUGUCAUGAUGAGCCCUGGUUUUGUUUAUGAGCCGUACAGCCUCCCGGAACCUAUUUCCUUCUGGAGAAGAUGGUUUACACGAAGUGGCUGGACAAGAACAAAGGAGGAUAUUAUUCUGGAGAUGAAGAAUGCAUAUGCUGUGUCAAGGUUGAGGAAGAAAACCGGAUAUACCAAAAAACAGUUCUACAAUCAAGCAUUCAAUAUAUACAAGGAGGUUAACACGCUUAUGGCACAAGGAGAUACGUCUUCUCUCCGGAAAGCUCUGACAGAGAGAAUGCAUUCUACUAUGAAAAAUGAAAUAAAGAGAAGACAGUCGAAGUGGAAGUCUGUACAUUGGGAAUUGGUGGAGCCUGCUGUAAACAUAAGAACUUUGAGGGCUCGCAUGAUUGGUCUUGAUAAGAACGACCUUGAUAAAGCUUUCAUACAGCUCACGCUUGAGUUCAUCACUAAACAGAAAUUUGAAGCCUAUAAUUCAAAAGGUGAGGUUGUGUCAGGAGACAAGUCAAAGGAGGUACUCGUGAAAGACAUAUGGGUGUUUGAAAGAUCCCUUUUUCAUCCUGGAGCAGACUGGCGUGUAUGUGGGCGAAUCACGCUGUAAUAAUAUCUUGGCAAAGCACAUACACCAUCGUACAAGAGCUGAACUGAUUGCUUUUAUCAGUUCUAAUAAAUGUUUUUGUCCCUCCAUCCUGUUUUUCUCCCUUCUAACUGAUGUCUAACAAGAUCUCCAGGCACUCAUAGACAGUAAUGGCAGUUCUUCUAUUUUUCCUCGUCUGUCCGGGAAACUGUCACCGGGGUGUGUUUUCCACUUAUGUUAGGGCCGUAAACCGGGAAUAUUAUCCCAUUGGAAGUUUUAGUUUUCGGUUUAUAGAUUUUCUUUCCAUUGCGGUAACCAACUCAUUGUAUUUAACCCAUACUAUUGAUGUGCAUGUGCUGGUAUGGUACACUCUCGCACAUUUCCUUUCAAAUUUCUUUUCAAUUCCCUGGAGGUUGUAAAGCCGUACAAAAUAAACCCCGAGAACUCGGUCCCCGGUUUUCUGGGCAUUUACCUCUUUCCGAAUCA
Molecule: messenger RNA, 1522 nt
Organism: Brachypodium distachyon (stiff brome)
Lineage: Eukaryota; Viridiplantae; Streptophyta; Magnoliopsida; Poales; Poaceae
Product: 39S ribosomal protein L45, mitochondrial
Exons: 12
Coding region: 86-1060 (324 amino acids)
Cellular component (GO): mitochondrion
Source: RefSeq, a predicted model, not a curated record